UAGGAAUUUUUAUUUCCAGCAACAAAACAACAAUGAAAAAAAGGGGGGCUUUAUUAGGAAAUGACCUUGUCGAACGGUUGAUAUCUAGUAGCCAUUCGCUUUCCUUCUACUUCCCGUAACCACAUUGUCAUCUGAGCAGUUCCUCUUUGGCCUUUAUAAUCUAAACGAAACGAAACGAAAAAAUAGGCCGCCCGACGGACGGAAUCUUCAAAGCCAAAUACCUCGGGGUAAAGUUUUUCUCCUAAAAUUUGACGGCAUUUACACGUGUCAACGCGCCAUCGCGACGUCAGCUCCCGCGUGAAGACCUCCCUCACGUCCAUAUAUUGUACACGGACCAAAGAAGACUUCCUCUCGUCUUCAAGUCUCUUCCUGCUCGGCCACGCCCCCUCCAACGGUUUUAACCACCCACGUAAUAAAAUGACGAUCUUACCCUCAUCAGAUCGCAAAUACCGACGGAGUCCCCGAACCCCUCUCCUCCCUCAAAAGCUCGGGAACCAAUUAUUCUUGGCUCACGAGUCCGGCUUCGAUGGCGCGUCGAUUUCAGGAGCCGUAUUCAACCUCUCGACCACCGUCGUCGGAGCCGGAAUCAUGGCUCUCCCAGCCACCGUCAAUCAACUGGGCCUUAUCCCUGGUCUAAUCACGAUCAUUUUCGUCUCUAUGUUAACGGAAUCAUCCAUCGAUAUGAUUCUCAAAUUCAGCCGAGCCUCCAAGAGCGCCACGUAUUCAGGCGUCGCCGCUGACGCUUUCGGUGGACCCGGCCGAACCCUCCUUCAAGCCUGCAUCGUCAUCAACAACUUGGGCAUGCUCGUCGUCUACAUGAUCAUCAUAGGUCACUUAAAAGCCAAAACCACUCCUCGUGGAACUAUUAAUAGCCGUUUGAUUGAGACUGAAUUUGAAUUGUUGGCAGGUGAUGUGUUGUCCGGGACAUGGGCGGAUGGGGUCCACCACAGGGGAGUGAUGGAAGAAUGGUUCGGUGAAAAUUGGUGGACGACGCGUUCGGCAUUGCUCUUGUUCACCACAGUUUUCGUUUUUGCUCCUCUCAUUUCAUUCAAGCGCGUUGAUUCAUUGAGAUACACGUCGGCAUUGUCAGUUGGUUUGGCGGUUGUGUUUGUGGCAAUAACAGCAGGAGUUGCAAUUGUUAAGUUGAUGGAAGGGAAAAUUGGAAUUCCUCGUCUAAUGCCAAAACUUGUUAAUCAGGCGUCGUUUUGGAAGCUUUUCACUACUGUUCCUGUUUUAGUUACUGCUUAUAUAUGCCACCAUAACAUACUCCCAAUAGGGAAUGAACUGAAAGACCCUACCCAGAUGAAGUCAAUAGUUCGAAAGUCCCUCACAUUAUGCUCAUCUGUCUACAUUGCUACUAGCUUCUUCGGAGUCCUACUUUUUGGGGAUCAUACUUUGGAUGAUGUGCUUGCUAAUUUUGAUGGUGAUCUUGGAAUUUCAUAUAGCUCAUUGCUUGAUGAUAUAAUCAGGGUGAGCUAUGGCCUUCACCUGAUGCUUGUUUUCCCGAUUGUGUUUUUCUCCCUCCGUCUCAAUGUAGAUGGUCUUUUAUUUCCAUAUGCUGUUCCUAUUGCUUUUGACAACCGGAGGUUCUUCUCAGUAACAGUAGCUCUUAUGGGUUUUAUAUUUAUGGGAGCCAACUUUGUUCCUAGUAUCUGGGAUGCCUUCCAGUUCACUGGUGCAACUGCUGCGGUUUGUGUUGGUUAUAUCUUUCCAGCUGCAAUCACCCUCAAGGACACCCAUGGAAUUGCAACAAAGAAUGAUAGACUAAUAUCAUGGAUUAUGAUCUUUCUUGCUGUUUCAACAAGCACAGUGGCUGUGACUAGUGACAUUUACAGCUUUUUUUGUGUUGAUGAAGGAGUUGUAACCUGAUUUAUGGAAGGGUCCAUAUCCGGUUUUCUUGGUGUAUUAACGUGGUUGGAAACUAAAGGCAAUUGGCAAGGGAACAUCUGGGUUUCUUUCAUGCAGUUUAUCCUCAAAGCUGACAUGAUGAAUAGGGAGUCUGUCAUCUUUAUCAAUAUACGAGCAAUAAGCUGUGGAAAGAUCGAUGUUCCAGCAUCUCACGAGGCUUGGACACUAACCUUUUUGUAAAGGUGUGCAGGUGAUGUAGCUUUUAGAUCUUGAUUCUUUGAGAGUACACAGAUUGGAGAAUUCUGAAUAUUUCGGAAUACUCAAAAUAAAAUUGUAGUGUACUUCAAUAACUCAGUUUUGGUGUCUUCUUAUAACAUGUAGUGCCUAAUUUGUUCAUUCUUAUGACAUGAAACAUUCUAGGGUGACAAAGUACCUAGUUGAAAACAAGUUUAACAGUAACAGUGCUUGCUUUUAUGAUGGAAUUUUAAAGCAUCGUACUGAAAAGUUGUACUACCGAGACAGCUGAUAAUCUCUAUUUUUCUUCUCCUAGUUAAAUAGCCUGUGACAGAUAAAUGCCAACCCCUAUGUUUCGUAA
Messenger RNA from Theobroma cacao (cacao), 2443 nucleotides. Lineage: Eukaryota; Viridiplantae; Streptophyta; Magnoliopsida; Malvales; Malvaceae. The record is from RefSeq and is a predicted model, not a curated record.